AUGUCUGCUUUGAAAGGUUAUGGCUUGUGUUCUAUGGACUCUGCUCUUCAAUUCCCCUGUCCAAGGCCAUUCGAAGGAUUCAAAAGAAGAAGCUCGAAAUGGGUCUCUCCGAAAGCAGCUGUUGUGCCGAAUUUCCAUCUCCCAAUGCGUAGCUUGGAGGUCAAAAACAGGACGAACACAGACGAUAUAAAAGCACUACGUGUGAUCACAGCCAUCAAAACACCGUACCUCCCAGACGGAAGAUUCGACCUUGAAGCCUACGACGACUUAGUCAACAUUCAGAUCCAAAACGGAGCUCAAGGAGUCAUCGUCGGUGGCACAACCGGUGAAGGACAGUUGAUGAGUUGGGACGAGCACAUCAUGCUCAUUGGCCAUACAGUGAACUGCUUCGGCAGUAGCAUCAAAGUCAUUGGCAACACAGGAAGCAACUCCACGAGAGAAGCAAUCCACGCUUCUGAGCAAGGCUUCGCUGUUGGCAUGCACGCAGCGCUUCACAUCAACCCUUACUAUGGCAAGACUUCCAUCGACGGUCUCAUUGCUCAUUUCCAGUCCGUUCUUCAUAUGGGACCGACGAUUAUCUACAAUGUUCCGGGGAGGACAGGGCAGGACAUUCCGACUCACGCCAUCUUCAAGCUCUCCCAGAGUCCUAACUUGGCUGGUGUGAAGGAAUGUGUUGGGAACAAGAGGGUUGAGGAGUACACUGAGAAUGGGGUUGUUGUGUGGAGUGGGAAUGAUGAUGAGUGUCAUGAUUCGAGAUGGGAUUAUGGAGCGACUGGUGUUAUCUCUGUUACUAGUAAUUUGGUUCCCGGUUUGAUGAGGAGGUUGAUGUUUGAAGGGAAAGACUCGGUUUUGAACGCAAAGCUUUUGCCUUUGAUGGAUUGGUUGUUCCAUGAGCCGAAUCCGAUUGGUGUGAACACUGCUUUGGCUCAGCUUGGAGUGGCGAGACCGGUGUUUAGGUUGCCGUAUGUUCCGUUGCCACUUGCUAAGAGGAUUGAGUUUGUGAAGAUUGUGAAGGAGAUUGGGAGAGAGCAUUUUGUUGGGGAGAGAGAUGUUCAAGCUCUUGAUGAUGAUGAUUUUAUGCUAAUCAGUCGGUAUUAG
Messenger RNA from Microthlaspi erraticum, 1098 nucleotides. The record is from the annotation of a GenBank genome assembly. NCBI's taxonomy places the organism in Eukaryota, Viridiplantae, Streptophyta, Magnoliopsida, Brassicales, Brassicaceae.